GCCGGGGCUCGCACAGCGCCCGCCGGGCCCGGCACCCCGCCACCGCCCGGCAGCCCGGCGCCCCUGCCAUGGAUUCCUUUAAAGGUGGAAUGAAUUUGGAGAGACUGCCUGAGAGCUUGAGACCCCAACCCUCUCAUGACAUGGCUUCCAGCUUCCAUUUGCAAAGAUCCUCGGAACCCAGAGACCCGAUCGACAACUCAGCCAGUGAAUCCUCCGACACGGAGGUGCCAGAAAAAGAACGUAGCGGAGAGCAGAAAAACGAGGACGGGGCCGCCGACGACCCGGCGAAGAAGAAGAAGCAGCGGCGGCAGCGGACCCACUUCACCAGCCAGCAGCUGCAGGAGCUGGAGGCCACCUUCCAGCGGAACCGCUACCCCGACAUGAGCAUGAGGGAGGAGAUCGCCGUCUGGACCAACCUCACCGAGCCCCGAGUCCGGGUUUGGUUCAAGAACCGCCGAGCCAAGUGGAGAAAGCGGGAGCGGAACCAGCAGAUGGACCUGUGCAAGAACGGCUACGUGCCCCAGUUCAGCGGGCUGAUGCAGCCCUACGAUGACAUGUACGCCGGCUACCCCUACAACAACUGGGCCACCAAAAGCCUCACCCCGGCGCCGCUCUCCACCAAGAGCUUCACCUUCUUCAACUCCAUGAGCCCCCUCUCCUCGCAGUCCAUGUUCUCGGCGCCCAGCAGCAUCCCCUCCAUGAACAUGCCCUCCAGUAUGGGCCACUCGGGCGUGCCGGGCAUGGCCAACUCCGGCCUCAACAACAUCAACAACAUCAGCGGCUCCUCGCUCAACUCGGCCAUGUCCUCGCCGGCCUGUCCCUACGGGCCACCGGGCUCGCCCUACAGCGUCUACCGGGACACUUGCAACUCCAGCUUAGCCAGCCUCAGACUGAAAUCAAAGCAGCACUCGAGUUUCGGCUACAGCAGUUUGCAAAGCCCCGGCUCUAGUUUAAACGCCUGUCAGUACAACAGUUGACGGACUUGACACAAACCACCUCCGACAAAGCACCGCCGACAAAGCGAAGCAGAAGC
This is a messenger RNA of Poecile atricapillus (Black-capped chickadee), 1033 nucleotides long. It is a transcript of the gene PITX1, whose product is annotated as paired like homeodomain 1. NCBI's taxonomy places the organism in Eukaryota, Metazoa, Chordata, Aves, Passeriformes, Paridae. The record is from RefSeq and is a predicted model, not a curated record. Bases 69 to 977 code for a protein of 302 amino acids. The transcript is spliced from 4 exons. Gene Ontology annotation, molecular function: DNA-binding transcription factor activity, RNA polymerase II-specific; RNA polymerase II cis-regulatory region sequence-specific DNA binding. Gene Ontology annotation, biological process: anatomical structure morphogenesis; regulation of transcription by RNA polymerase II. Gene Ontology annotation, cellular component: nucleus.